AUGAUUGAUACGGCUAAAAGUAAUUCAGCUUUUAGAGGUUUUUCAGUAGGAAAGGAUAAUGUGGAUGUCAGUCAUCUUCAGUUUUUCAAUGAUACGAUAUUUUUUGUGAACGAUGAGGAGUCUUUGGUUGUACUUUUGGAUAUUCUCAAGGUGUUCAGUGUGGUGUCUGGUUUAUCUAUCAAUCUGCAGAAAUGUCAAUUGUUGGGAAUCAAUUUGAAUGAGGAGAUCGUGGAACGACAAGCUAAAGAGAUAGGUUGUGAGGUAGGUCAAUGGCCAAUUCAGUUUUUGGGUCUUCCUUUGGGGGAUUCUCCUCGUUCGAAGGGUUUUUGGGAGCCUGUUAUUUCGAAAUGUGCUAAUCGUUUGGAUUCUUGGAGCGCUUUUUUGUCUAGAGGUGGCAGAUUGACUCUUAUUCAAUCGGUUUUGUCUUCAAUCCCCAUUUAUUAUUUGUCUUUGUUCUGUAUCCCUAAGAGUGUGGUGGGGAUUAUUGAAAAGCUGAUGCGGGAUUUCUUGUGGGAAGGGGCGGAACAUUCAGGGGCUGACCACUUGGUAUCUUGGAAUGAAUUUUGUAAAUCACGUAGUCACGGGGGCUUGGGUAUUGGAAAUUUAGCGUUGCGGAACAAGGCUUUUCUUUUCAAGUGGUUGUGGUGGUUUCCUAUGGAGAGUACUUCUUUGUGGCAUAGGGUGGUCAGAAGCAGAUAUGGGAGUGAUGGGGGCCAUUGGGACACUAAUGUUGGAGGAAGAUUUUCGACUCGUGGCCCUUGGAAAGACAUCUCGUCUUUGUAUGAAGAGUAUAGAAGCUUGGUUUAUUUUAAAGUAGGAAGGGGAGACAGAAUUCGUUUUUGGGAGGAUGUUUGGAUUGGCGAUUCAUCUUUCAAACUGAAAUACCCAGAUUUGUUCAGGGUUUCGGAGGCCAAGAAUUAUUUGAUUAAGGACGUGGUAGUGGGGGAGGAGAUCAACAGUUCGGAAGGCCUUUGCUUGGACUUUAGAUUCAGAAGGAAUCUUUUUGAUUGGGAGAUUCCAAGUUUGGUUGAGUUGUUUAAUUUGAUUAAGUUUGUAGAUUUACCCCAGAUUUUGGAGGAUAAGAGGAUUUGGAUUCCAGAUACUAGUGGAGUUUUCAAUUGCAAGACUGCAUUUCAAUCUUUGUCCUGUGCUAAUUUAGGUCCAGAGUUACCUUGGGCUAAGAGAGAAGAAGACCUUUUCAAUAUUUGUCACCAAGUUGGUGUGUUUGCUGUAAAAUCAAUGAUUUCUAGAACUAUUUUGACAACAGAGCUUCCUUAUGUCCUGAGUGUUAUUAUGAAUGAAAAUAAAAUAUGGUCAGUUGGGUCAUUUGUUGAACCUCCCUCGGAAAGGGAAGUUUUGGGGGACCUUAUCACAUCAGAUAAUUGCAAGGAGGAUAAAUUGUCAAAAAAACAUGAGUUGUGGUUUUUGAUAAAUGGAAAACCUGUGAGAUUCUCUAUCCAAGAGUUUGCAAUAGUAUCUGGAUUAUACACUGGUGGCGAAUUAACACCAGAAGAACUAAAUGUGGUUUCAUCAAACAACAAUUUAAAGAAUAAGUACUUCAAGGAUAGGUCUAUAAAAAUAGAGGAUGUAGCAAAUGUGCUAGAUAAUAUACCAAAAGAGGAGAGAAUGAAAGACAGAGUGAAGUUGUGCUUUAUCUACCUACUAAGUGCGUUUCUGUUAAAUUCAAGUGCCGGUACUACAAUAGAUUUAUCUUGGCUACGACUAGUGGACAAUUUGGAAAUAUUUGAUCAAUAUCCUUGGGGGAGGCUGGUAUAUGAGAAGAUUAUAGAUCAAAUCACUCGUGUAAAGUUCCGGAAAGAUCAUAAUAAAGAUAUUAUCAGGUGGAACUUCAUAUGUUGUCCUUGGAUAUUUCAGAUAUGGAUCUGUGAAGCAAUGCCAAAAUUGGGAGAAAUGAUUGGACAAAGAAUUCCAGGAAAUCAUAUUCCACGAUGGAUUGGUUGGAAAAUAAAUGUUAAGGUCCAAAAUAUCACAGUUGCAAGAAUAUCCAAAUUAAUAUAA
Humulus lupulus (European hop) is the source of this 2019-nucleotide messenger RNA. RefSeq lists its product as uncharacterized. NCBI's taxonomy places the organism in Eukaryota, Viridiplantae, Streptophyta, Magnoliopsida, Rosales, Cannabaceae. The record is from RefSeq and is a predicted model, not a curated record. The transcript has 5 exons. Bases 1 to 2019 code for a protein of 672 amino acids.